UUUGCAGUCGCAGGCUGGGAGUGGGCUUGCGGUUCCCAGGAGCCGCCUAGGAUUCUCGAACCUGGGCAGGGGGAUACCUCCGGAGGGGGCGUGGAGCGGAGUGAUGGUCCCGGCUCGUGCGGGGCAGGGGCGUGGAGAGUCAGAGGGCUGGGCCUCGGAAGCGUUUUGCUCACCUCUUCCCACCGGCUAUCGCGCCUGCCCCCGCCUCCCCGGGACAUCUGGAGUGCAGACUACAGUCAAUAAGCGAAGAAGCCUUCUAAUCUUGGCCUGGAUACCAGCACUUACCAGAACGGAGUUCACGUUGCACGCCAAAUUGCAGCACUGAUGACGAAGCUGGAAACUGCACAGAUGCAAAAUCUCCCAGGGCUUCCCCAGGACGAGUCCCGGAGUCCCUUUAGCCGGAAGCGGAAGUUCGUGUCGGUGGGAUCAUGGCGACUUUUGCCGACUUGCCGGACUCGGUCCUGUUGGAGAUCUUCUCUUACCUCCCUGUCCGGGACCGGAUCCGCAUCUCGAGGGUCUGUCACCGCUGGAAGAGGCUGGUGGACGACCGAUGGCUGUGGCGACAUGUCGACCUGACUCUCUACACGAUGCGACCUAAAGUCAUGUGGCACCUCCUUCGCCGGUACAUGGCGACCCGGCUCCAUUCCCUGCGGAUGGGCGGCUACCUGUUCUCGGGCUCCCAGGCUCCCCAGCUGUCCCCUGCCCUGAUGAAGGCCCUGGGCCAGAAGUGCCCCAACCUGAGGCGCCUGUGCCUGCACGUGGCCAACCUGAGCAUGGUGCCCAUCACCAGCCUGCCCUGCACCCUGAGGACCCUGGAGCUGCACAGCUGCGAGAUCUCCAUGGCCUGGCUCCUCAAAGAGCAGGACCCGACCGUGCUGCCCCUGCUCGAGUGCCUGGUGCUGGACCGCGUCCCCGCCUUCCGCGACGAGCACCUGCAGGGCCUGACGCGCUUCCGCUCCCUGCGCUCGCUCGUGCUGGGCGGCACGUACCGUGUGACCGAGACCGGGCUGGAUAUGGGGCUGCAGGAGCUGAGCUACCUGCAGCGGCUCGAGGUGCUCGGCUGCACCCUCUCGGCCGACAGCACCCUGCUGGCCAUCAGCCGCCACCUCCGAGAUGUCCGGAAGAUCCGGCUGACGGUCAGGGGCCUCUCGGCCCCCGGCUUGUCAGUCCUGGAGGGCAUGCCGGCCCUGGAGAGUCUGUGCCUGCUCGGGCCACUCAUCACCCCAGAAAUGCCUUCCCCAGCUGAAAUCCUCUCCUCCUGCCUCACCAUGCCCAAGCUCAGGGUCCUGGAGCUGCAGGGGCUGGGCUGGGAGGGGCAGGAGGCUGAGAGAAUCCUGUGUAAGGGGCUGCCUCAUUGUAUGGUCAUUGUCAGGGCCUGCCCCAAAGAGUCCAUGGACUGGUGGAUGUGACCGACCCACCAGUCCCUGGGACCCUGCUCAGCUUUCAUUCAUGAGCCCUGGACCUCUGAGCAGCCCCUUGCUGAGGGCAGGUAAUCAGGCUGGAGAGGCCUGAAAGCCACAUGUAGAGAGAACCCAGGCCUUGGCGCCUUCAGAUCAUUGGAAACAUUGUUUGCCAGCUGUGUGGCCCCUGUGACAUCAGCCAGCCUCUCAGGGGCCCUGUCCUCACAUCCAGAAAUGAGGAAGACUAUAGCUACCUCAUGGUUAUGUUGCAAAGCCUUACUCUACCAGCCCUGGGCCCAGAGAGGGUCCUCAGUGAAGGGCCAUUCUCAGGACCAGGACGAAUGCAGAAGGGUGGGUUAGGAGUUAGGGAGGCCUGAGGGGCCAAGGUCCCUUAGGAAGCCUGGAAGGGCUGUCUACGCAUGUGCUGCCACGCACUGACACACCACUGACACACCGACACACCAUUGACAAACUGACACCAUUGACAGACCGACAGGCACUCUGGAGACUCAGAGAGAAGGGCAGAUGCAACUCAUGCUUUGAUGAUCAAAAUGUUAAAGGUUCUAAGUUGUACUUUCUGUAUUUUGUAUUCUAUACUUUCCAAGUGUUCCCCAAUAUAUAUUAUUUUGCUAUUAAAGAAAAGGAAUCGUGUUUUU
This is a messenger RNA of Camelus dromedarius (Arabian camel), 2056 nucleotides long. It is a transcript of the gene FBXL12, whose product is annotated as F-box and leucine rich repeat protein 12. The transcript has 5 exons. Gene Ontology annotation, cellular component: SCF ubiquitin ligase complex. The coding region runs from base 429 to 1409 and encodes 326 amino acids. Gene Ontology annotation, biological process: SCF-dependent proteasomal ubiquitin-dependent protein catabolic process. The record is from RefSeq and is a predicted model, not a curated record. Lineage: Eukaryota; Metazoa; Chordata; Mammalia; Artiodactyla; Camelidae. Gene Ontology annotation, molecular function: protein binding.